Mus caroli (Ryukyu mouse) is the source of this 531-nucleotide messenger RNA. It is a transcript of the gene Arl11, whose product is annotated as ARF like GTPase 11. Gene Ontology annotation, molecular function: GTP binding; GTPase activity. Lineage: Eukaryota; Metazoa; Chordata; Mammalia; Rodentia; Muridae. The record is from RefSeq and is a predicted model, not a curated record.
AUGGGCUCUGUGAAUUCCAGAGGUCACAAGGCAGAGGCCCAGGUGGUAAUGAUGGGCCUCGACUCUGCUGGCAAGACCACAAUCCUGUACAAACUGAAAGGAAACCAGCUGGUGGAUACCCUACCCACUGUUGGUUUUAAUGUAGAGCCUCUUGAGGCUCCUGGACAUGUGUCACUGACUCUCUGGGACAUUGGGGGACAGGCCCAGCUCAGAGCUACCUGGAAGGACUACCUGGAAGGCAUCGACCUCCUUGUGUAUGUGCUGGACAGCACAGAUGAAGCCCGCUUGCCUGAGGCAGUGGCUGAGCUCAAGGAAGUCCUGGAAGACCCCAACAUGGCCGGUGUCCCCUUCUUGGUACUGGCCAACAAGCAGGAGGCUCCUGGUGCUCUGCCGUUGCUUGAAAUCAGAAACAGGCUAGGCCUGGAAGGGUUCCAAAAGCAUUGCUGGGAGCUACGGGCUUGCAGCGCUCUCACAGGACAGGGGCUGCGGGAAGCCCUGCAGAGCCUGCUGCAUUUGCUGAAGUCCCGCUAA